AAAGAGCACGACACAACUAAUAUGAAGCUUGUACUAUCGAGACGAAAAUUUCUUUCUCCGACCAAGUAUCUCCAAAAUGAAAUAAAAAGUGGAAUCCAAUUUAUCUUUCUUGCCCUUAAAGGAUAUAUAUAGAUAUAUAUUCCUGUUGUUGCUCUCAAAAUUGAUUCUUUUCCCUAUGGUGUUCCCAUGCCAAUUUAUUCUUUGCUUCUCCAUAGGCUAAGAAACUAAAUAGAAAAAGCAGAUUGAAUUAACAUUUGAUCAGUAGGUUAUAAAGAAAGAGGAAGAAGAAGAAGAAGAAGAAGAAGAAGAAGAAGAAGAAGAAGAAGAUUGAAGUGUUAUGGAUGCAAGAGGGAAUAUUGUUCAUGAAACUCCACCAAAUGCAAAGUUUGAAUUCACUCCAACAUGGAUAAUUGCUGUUGUUUCAUCUAUUAUUGUUAUCAUUUCCUUCUCUGUUGAGCGUGGCCUUCAUCGCCUUGGACAGUUACUGAAACAUAAAAAGCAGGAUGAAUUGAAUCACGCGUUGCUGAAAUUAAAAGAAGAGUUGAUGAUUUUAGGGUUUAUCUCCUUGUUAUUGAAUGUGUUUCAAGGGGCAAUCGGACGUUUUUGUAUGCCCAAAGAUUUUGCAAACCAUAUGCUUCCAUGCAAGAGAACUGUAUCCGUCGUAAACCAUUUUUCAUCGUCAAAUUUCGUUGACGAUUACAAUAUUCACCGUCAUCUAUUAUCCACGCAAACUAAUUUUCAUCAUUGUUCACGAAAAGGAAAGGUUCCUCUAUUGUCUUUGGAAGCAUUGCAUCAGCUGCAUAUUUUCAUAUUUGUGUUGGCUGUUGUUCAUGUCUUCUUCUGUGCUAUAACCAUGCUUCUAGCUUCUGCAAAGAUACGAAUCUGGAAGUGGUGGGAGGAUUCUAUUCAUCGGGAAUCUACACCAUCUCAAGAUGAUGAUGAGUUUAAAGAACGUGCCGAAGGAUUUUGGAAAAAUGCUGCGGUCAUAGCUUGGAUGGUUGCAUUUGCGAAGCAGUUUCAUGGAUCAAUCACAAAGUCCGAUUACAUUUAUCUUCGACGAGGCUUUAUUAAGAAACAUUGCCCAGGGGAACCUAAAUUUAAUUUCUAUGAACACAUUACAAAGACAUAUCAACAUGAUUUCAAGAAAGUUGUUGGCAUAAGUUGGUAUCUUUGGGCUUUUGUUGUGCUCUUCUUGCUGCUUAAUCUUGAAGGAUGGCACACUUAUUUUUGGUUGUCGUUUCUACCACUAAUUAUGCUACUUCUAGUGGGGGCAAAGUUGGAAUACAUAAUAACACGUAUGGCUCAAGAAUUAAACUCGAGAAUAGAAGACAAAGAAGCACAACAAGACCAAGCUAUACAUAACAAUAAUAGAUUUCAUAGACAACAACGUAAGGAAAUAAAAAAACAUGGCAGCCGCCAUGCAGUGAAUCCCUCGGAUGAACACUUUUGGUUUGGUUCUCCUUCUCUUGUUCUUGUGUUGAUUCACUUCAUUCUCUUUCAAAACUCCUUCGAGAUUGCCUUCUUCUUUUGGAUUUGGACAACUUAUGGAUUUAAGUCAUGCAUUAUGGAGAAACCCGCGUUCAUCAUCACCAGACUCAUCUUGGGUGCCAUUGUCCAAGUGCUAUGCAGUUACAGCACAUUGCCCUUGUAUUCUUUAGUCACUCAGAUGGGAAGUGAAUAUAAGAAGCCAAUGGAAGAAGAUGAGAUGUUAGAGGGUCAAGAUCACAAAGUGCAAGAAAGAAGCAGCUGAGAAUUAUUCUUUCAUUAUUACCAAUAUUAUAUCUUUCAACUAUAUUGAUCAAUAGGUAUAUAUAUGUAUCUUUAUUCAUGAAAGAAACACAAUCUUAAGCUAUAUAUGACCAAUUCUUUAAUACAAUUCUUGGAGAUGGUCCAUGUUAAUUGCUCGUUACCUAUAAACAAGAAAGGU
This is a messenger RNA of Benincasa hispida (wax gourd), 1927 nucleotides long. Its product is annotated as MLO-like protein 13. Gene Ontology annotation, biological process: defense response. NCBI's taxonomy places the organism in Eukaryota, Viridiplantae, Streptophyta, Magnoliopsida, Cucurbitales, Cucurbitaceae. The record is from RefSeq and is a predicted model, not a curated record. Gene Ontology annotation, cellular component: membrane.